AUGGAUCCCGGUUUUGGAGCCGCUCUGCUCUGCUCUGAUGAUUUCCUUACCCUUCUGCCUGGCAUGGAGGAAUGCCAAGAGGAGAGCAAAGAUUUAAAAGUAUUUUGGUACCCAGAAAUGAAUAAUUCCGACGGAAGUUUGAGACCCAUCUCCUCCGGCUCUUUUCCAGCACAACCACAAUCGAUUCCAGAUAAGAUCAAGUCCUUACUUCUGUCGCUGGGAGUUUUUGGGUCAACGUUAGUGCAGUUCUGGGCACCCGUAACCACAAAGACCGGCCAGACAGUGCUAUCUGUGGUAGGACAACCGUUUGGCGUCAGUCAACUUUAUAUUGGAUUCUGCAGAUAUAGGUACCAUUGCAUCCAACAAGGGAGUUCGGUCAAUGAUGUCAGUCAACUCGGUCAUCUGGGAAGGGCGUUCCUUGGUAGAUCUUCUGAAGUUUGUGAUGACAUAGAAAGUGGGUGCACCAUAGAUGAGUUUCCAAUGAAAGAAUUCGCUAAGAACUGCGGCAUUAUAAGUUGUCGGGUUGUUCCACUUUUCGAACCGAGUAAUCAUCGGGACCGCUGUAUUGGAGUACUUGAGCUUGUUUCUCUUUCCAAAAUUUCUUUUUCAGCAUUCACUUCUGUUGAGAACGAAGACUUUUUGUGCACAAGGCCCCAUUGCCAGGAAUGCGAAGCUUUUUAUGGGAAGUCAAUCAUUUCGGCAUAUGAUCUUCUGGCUACUUCUCUAUACCGAGUGCAGAAACGAUGUAGUGUUCGCUUCUGGGUUCCAUGCAUUUGUGAUGAUGAACCCGGGGCUGAUUCCCAAUAUCAGGAGGAUAACUGCACUCUGUUAAAUGCCCCCAAAAGGAUUUCUCAAUUCUUUUGCGAAUGGCCAUUGGACAGCUGGGAUACAGAGUAUGAGUUGGAUAGAUUAGACUUCGAACGUCAAACUUUCUUUUUGAGGAAUGGAAAAAGUUGGGUUGAAAGAGCGCAUUCGCUAAACAAGCUUUGUUUCAUUAGUGACACUAGCCCAUGGACCCUCUCUGAUUACCCAAUUGGUAAUUUGAGAAAUUUUUGCAGGUUUGCGAUCCCCUUGAAAUUAAUUCAUACCAAGCUUCCUCCUGUAAUAUUAGAAGUCCUUUGGCACGACUUUCAUAUGGAUGUACUAGAAAAUAGUCUAAAGGAUCUUCUUAAGGAUAUUUUAGAUUUACUAUUCUCUGAGUUUGCCAGACGACUUUCCAAGUAUAAGGACAUUACCUUCGGAACCAAGAAAUUCUCAGUUGAAUUCUCCCACCACGAUGUCCCUAAGUAUGUCUACUUUGAUGUAUCUGAAAUAGGAAAUGGAACAGAGCAACACUUUCAAGCGGCAGAUCAACCACUCUCCUUAGAAGAUAAUGUUCAAUAUCCCGAGACUGAUACUACAAUUUUCAUUGAUAUGACAACAAUACCAUCGUCUACAAAAGCCGAUGCUCAAAUCAAUGCAACUCAUACCCAGACUGACGGAUUCAAUGCAGAGGCAGAAACUUUCCAAAGCCAUGAUGAUUCAGGGGAUGGAAAACUUCCGGAUCUUUCGUCACACCAUGAUCAACAAACAACCAAGGAAGCUGGUGUUCACCAUACCAAUAAAGAAGCUAUGACUAAGAAGGGAGUCAAAAUUGAGAUCGACUAUGACAGAAUCGAACAAUGUUCUGGCAGAAAAGUAGAAGAUGCUGCAAGAGAACUUGGGGGUGAUCAUUUUCCCAAAUUCUUUUAUUUUCUUUCGUCUUACAUCUCCAACUCAUUUCAUUACAUGGUUAUUAUUUUUGUUAAACCAUUCCGCUUUAUCUCUUUUGUAGUUAGUCGUUCCACUCUGAAACGUAGGUGUCGAGAUUUGGGUAUUAAAAGGUGGUCAUCGCACAAGAAAAAUAAGGCCCACUACAUUCCAGAAAAAGGUUCCACUCAAACGCACAGUAUGAUUGUCAAGGCAACAUACAGAGAGGAUGCAGUGAAGUUUGAUUUGGGCAGCACUUCAGCAUUCGGUGAGCUGGUGGAAGCCUUGAAGAAAAGAUUCGAUCUGGUACCGAACAAGUUCAAAAUAAAAUAUGAGGACAAGGAGGAUGGUUGGAUUAAGAUGGCUUGCGAUGAAGAUUUACACUUUCACUUAAAGGAUUUAAUAUCAGCUGGGGAGACUAGAAUGAAUUUGAAGGUUUUUCCUGAAACAGAGUAUGUUUCUUUAGGUGAUGGAGGCGGGUUGGUGAAUCAUGAGGAUGCUCUGUUUAUUGAUCCGAAAAGGUCACCUGCUUUGACUAAUCAAGAAAUAGUACGCCGCGUUACAUCGGCCUUGGGUGCAAUCCACAAUGUUGUUGAGGAGGAAUCAUCUUUGGAGAAUCGAAAUGAACACCAAUCAACGCCUUCGAACCUAUUUCAAACACCAUCAGUUAUUUCUGCAUCAAGAGAUCAGGAACAGAGGCACAAUCGGCAUUCCAGUGAGCAGCUGAUAACUCGAAAUUUUCAAGCACCGUAUGAUAAUGAAUCAGACAUUAAUAAAGGCCAUACGUUCAAUGGGAAACAACGUGACAAUGCAAUUUGGUCAUUCCAGUUUUUCAGUUGCGAAGAGCAAAAAGUCAUCGAUUAUGCAUUUGGAGAAGGGGAUGAAAGACGUGUGGUUAUCCUUGAUUCUUUAGCAGGAAGAGAUAACCGAAGUAAAGCAGAUGUGGAAUUUGUGAUUAGGGUGUUGCAAAAUAUUUUUGUAGCGGUUUUUACCAAAGAAUACCAAGAUGACAUGACUAGGUUUCCAGUUGAGGAGCCAAUAUGGGUACCCAAACAGUCUAAUGGGUGA
Molecule: messenger RNA, 2796 nt
Organism: Oldenlandia corymbosa var. corymbosa
Lineage: Eukaryota; Viridiplantae; Streptophyta; Magnoliopsida; Gentianales; Rubiaceae
Source: the annotation of a GenBank genome assembly